UUCUAUCAUGCCUCUGAUCUUGUAAGCUUCAAAUUAGUGACUCUGAGGACUGUCAACUUCUCCUAGGGCAGAUUACCCCCCAGUGCGCCAAACGCCAUAGCUCACUCGUUAAGCUACGGAAUCGAGUGAUUCAACUUUCAGUGGAAAGCUGACGCUGCCAGCUACAACAUAUCCGAUUUUCAGAUCGUUUCACCGAUUGGA
Molecule: messenger RNA, 201 nt
Organism: Closterium sp. NIES-67
Lineage: Eukaryota; Viridiplantae; Streptophyta; Zygnematophyceae; Desmidiales; Closteriaceae
Source: the annotation of a GenBank genome assembly